Molecule: messenger RNA, 727 nt
Organism: Nematolebias whitei (Rio pearlfish)
Lineage: Eukaryota; Metazoa; Chordata; Actinopteri; Cyprinodontiformes; Rivulidae
Exons: 5
Coding region: 5-661 (218 amino acids)
Source: RefSeq, a predicted model, not a curated record
GUUCAUGUGUUCCUACUCUGAAUGCUACUCGAUGUACACCAGUCACAAUGCCACUGAGUGUACUGAUGAGAACCAUUGUCAGCUGAUGAGGUGUCCCAACAUGAUGUACAACGUGAGCUGCAGUGACACUUGUGAACAAAGUUGUAACGGCACUUCUCAGAUCAACUGCUCUGUGAAUUGCUGCAAUUCCACUGGAUGCCUCAAUGAAACUUUUGCAUCCAUGAUGAUGACAUCUACAAUGGCCAUGACAACAACAAGCACAUCCCAAUCAAGCUCCUCUACGACAUCAACAACCGCAUUCAAGGGAAAUAAAUGCCAAAUGGGUACAUGCAAUGGUGACACAUGCUACACAACUUUUAAGGCUAGCACGUCUGAAACAUGCUCCUCCUCACAGCCAUACUGCCAGCUAAAAAAGACGAUAGCGGGUUCCACUGUAUCAUGGACUGCAGGUUGCGCUGAUUGUGCAAAAGAAACGGUCUGCAAAGCCACUACCGUGCCUCCGUGUGUCCUGGAGUGCUGCAACGCCACCAUGACAUCCUGCCUGGUUUUGGAUGGCACGACGAAUGUGAAUGUCAACUCUUUUGCCACCAGAGGCCCUCAUCUCCACACAGAAUUGAUUGUUUCCUUACUUUGCCUGCUUUCUAUCACAUUGCUCCUGUGAGAGCAAGAGCAUUUGUCUGCUCAGCUGCUGUGUUGGUCACCAUUUAUCCUGCCCAGAGCUUUACAU